AUGCAUCGACGUUGCACUUGAACGGAACGCAGCAAAUGACGGCGCUGAUGCCAGAGGAUUCCAAGACCCAAGCCGAAGAGAUCGUUGUUCGCUUCAAAACAACCAGGCCGCGUGGCCUCCUCUUAUCCACGAGUUUGGAAAACAGUCCAGAUCGACUGCAAAUCUACCUCGAGGAAGGCAAAGCGAAGAUGCUGAUCCACAUCGGCGACAAGGAGAAGAUACUGGUUGCUGGGCAAGGUUUAAACGACGAUAUGUGGCACACGCUAAGAUUCUCCAGGAGAGCGAAUUCCGUGAAGUUCCAAGUUGACGACGAAACUGCUGUACGGGCUGAAACGCAGCUCGGCAAGCAAAGCAUUUUGGAAUUUCGUACACUCCAUGUCGGUGGUUAUUUGCACGCCGGAGAAGAAAUUCCGCACUUCGUUGGUCAGCUCCAACAAAUCUGGUUUAACGGCUACCCAUAUUUGGAAAUAGCACGGAGCUCCGGGAAUCAUCAAGCUUCUCAUCAAGGUGUAACGCCGAUCAUCAGGGUCACCGGGAAAUUCGGCAAGAGGAACCAUCCAGUCCACUAUCCGAUGACUUUCACGUCGAAGCACACGUUCGUCGGUCUACCUGUGCUCAAAGCGUACGUCGAAACGAAUAUCUAUUUCCAGUUCAAGACACGCGAAGCAAACGGUCUGAUUCUGUACAACGCCGGUCGAGAACGCGACUUCAUCGCCGUUGAGCUUGUAAACGGACACGUUCACUAUGUAUUCGAUCUGGGUGACGGUCCGGUCAGGGUCAAGGACACCUCGAGGUCUAAGCUGAACGACGGAAAAUGGCACGCAGUUAGCAUCGGGAGGCCGGCACCUAAGAGGCACACGCUCGCUGUUGACGAUCAUGUCACCGCUGUCAACAGUCAGGGCAGCAACGAGAAUCUCGAUCUCGACGGGAUCUUGUACAUCGGAGGCGUGGAGAAAACACAAUACGGUCAGCUACCGAAGCCGAUACUCAGCAGACAUGGUUUCGAGGGGUGUCUCGCAUCGUUGGACCUCAGCGGCGAGAGCACCAAUCUGAUUUCCGACGCGGUGGUACCCAGCUCUUUAGUUGAAUCCGGCUGCGACAUGUACGCCAGCCUCCAUCCCGGCAAAAAGUGCACGCAUGACCUGUGUUCAAAUCACGGCACGUGCGUGCAACAAUGGAACAGUUAUACGUGCGACUGUGACAUGACCAGUUUUACUGGACCUACGUGUAACGAAGAAGCAGCAGCUUACGAAUUCGGAGCCGGAAGAGGAAUUAUCACCUACACCUUCCCACCUGACCGAAGACCGGAAAUGAAGAGAGACACGGUGGCCUUAGGCUUUGUAACCAGCGUGAACGACGCUGUACUUCUCAGAAUAGAAUCUGCUUCGAGCAACGACUACCUUGAAAUCGAAAUUGUGGAGGGAAACGUGUUUGCUGUCUACAACAUGGGGACAAACGACCAUCCAAUAGGUGAAGUCGGUGUGAAAGUGAACGAUAACCAGUAUCACGUAGUAAGAUUCACAAGAACAGGGCCAAACAGCACGUUACAGGUCGACGAUUACAAUCUGCAAUCUAACCACCCAUCCGGUCGUCAAUUGACGGUGUUCAAUAGUCAAUCGACCAUUCAAGUUGGUGGUCGAUGGAAUCGCAACAAAGGAAGGGUAGAGAGACCCUUUUUGGGAAUAAUCGCCGGCCUGGUUGUGAACGGUGCACGAAUUCUCGAAUUGGCUGCCACAAAAGACGGACGAGUCACCAUUAGGGGAGAUGUUCAGCUUUUACCUCCCGGAAGUCUUCUGGAUCGUGCAGCUCCUUUGCAAAGAAUGCAACAGGUGAAAUUUCCAACUAGACAGACGCCAGCUUCCGGUUUCCCGGGCGUCAUGGACGACCUGAUAUUUUCUGGUGCAGGAAGCGGUUGCGCCGCAGACGACGAGGACGAAGAAUGCACGCCGAUCUAUGAACCUGGUUCCGACGACAUAAUAACGCCUGUCUACGUCGCGCCGACGAGGUCACCGACAACUCUCAGGCCGAAGCAUCACAAGGAGAACAUUCAGGAACGUCCUUCCUGCGACGACGAGGAGGACUGUGAGGAGGGCUCCGGAGAACCGGUCACCACCGAAGAGAUCUUCGUCACAUCAGCCACUGACUCAAGCUCAGUGACGUAUACAACUGCCCGCGAGUACACGACCAGUCACAUCAGCACGCAAACGUCUCCAGGCUCACCGUCGACAUCGACCCGGGACAUCGUCACCGUCUCCGUCCAGUACAAUGUGUCAACCACAGACCUCGAAACCAGCCACGCCAGUAGCAUCGUGACGCAGAGAUCGACCACUGUGACGACCCAAACGACCACCACAGAGAUGACGGACCCACCUCCACCGCCUCCACCGCCAAUGUAUCCGCCGAUGCCGACGCCGCCGAAGAACAACAACAACAAAAGGAUAACGUCCGAGGCGGCGGAGAACGCUGCCUUGAUAAUCGGCAUUAUAGCCGCAGCAUUGAUCGCCAUUGUCCUGAUCAUCCUGAUCAUUCUGAAAUUCAAGAAUCGUCCAGAGACCAGCUACAAAGUCGACGAAACGAAGACAUUCUGCCAAGAUCCGAACGCGGCGUUGCUGGGAGCCGCUGGUUCCGGUCAACCGUUCAACGGAACGUUGAAGAACGGCGCGAACGGCAGCAAGACCAACAAGAAACGGGAACUGAUAGACAUUAAAGAGUGGUACGUGUAGAGAUUGCUGCCCGCCUUCAGAAUCCACGCGUCCACUUGAG
Molecule: messenger RNA, 2763 nt
Organism: Habropoda laboriosa
Lineage: Eukaryota; Metazoa; Arthropoda; Insecta; Hymenoptera; Apidae
Product: neurexin-3-like
Exons: 13
Source: RefSeq, a predicted model, not a curated record